AAGUUCGGCCGGAGCGCAAAGAUGGAUCAGCAAAAGUGACAGUUACACGCGGAAAGAGACUAGCGUACAUUAUUCUCAACAUUUGCUUCAGAUUUAUCUGUGUUGCUCAGUGCUGCUGGAGGAAGAAGUGUUUUUACUGUCGUCCUCAAGUUAUUAUUGUUUCAGGUGAAUAAAAAGAUGUUGCACUGCAAGACACUCUGGCGCGCACAUGUUUUCCCUUUACUAUUGGUAUCCUUGAUCUCUUCAGUUAUUGCUGACUACUCCUCAGAAUGUGGGGAAAAUGAAUAUUUUAAUCACACAACUGGAGCUUGCCAUGCCUGUCCUCAAUGUCACUCAGGUGAAGAACCUGUUUCAAACUGUGGAUAUGGAGUUAAGGAUGAUUCCUAUGGCUGCCAGCCUUGCCAGAAUGGCAAAUUCUCAAGGGGGGUAUAUCAAAUCUGCAGAAGACACAAAGAUUGCGAGGGUUUCUUUCGAGCUACUGUCUUGACACCAGGCACCACAGAAACCGAUGCAGAAUGUGGACCUUGUAUCCCAGGUUACUACAUCCUAGACAAUAGAUCCAGAAACACCUAUACAAAGGUUUGCCAUUCCUGUUUACUGGCACCUCCUAACACAAAAGAAUGCUUGGGCAUUACUUUGUCUUCAAGCUUAUCAAGCAGUAGCUUAGCUGUCACUGGAAACUCUCCAGUUCUACAAGAAACUCACAAAGUAGAUCAUGCUGGACAAGGUCACCUGGGCACUGCUUUGAUAAUUGCCAUGUCCACCAUUUUCAUAAUGGCCGUAGCCAUUGUUUUAAUUGUUCUUUUCUACAUUUUAAAGACAAAGUCUUCUACUCAGGCUUGCUGCAGUGGCAAUUCCGUAAAAAAUGUUGAAGCUCAGAUCAAUACCCAAGAAGACAAGAAGGAAGUACAAGAAAAUGUUGUAAUAUUCGCUGAGAAAGAUGAAUUUGAUAACAAACUCAAGGCAGUUCCACCUAAGACUGAAAAGAAUGAAAAUGAUGCUUCCUCAGAAAAUGAGCAGCUUUUGAGCCGGAGUAUGGACAGUGAUGAGGAAGCCGCUUUAGACAAGCGGGGAAUGUCUGAUUUAUGCCUCUUGUCGUUGGUUCCUUUAACGAGAGAUAAAUCAGCAAACAACAAAGCAAUUGGGGUACAGACACGAAGGGAGAAGAUACUUGAGCUAUGCAAGAAAGUGUGCAGUUUCACAGAAGGGCUCAGCCCUACAGAACUGCCUUUUGACUGUCUUGAGAAAACCAGCAGAAUGUUGAGCUCUACCUACAGCACGGAUAAAGCUAUUGUGAAAACAUGGCGUCAUCUGGCAGAGAGCUUUGGGCUGAAGAGGGAUGAAAUAGGUGGAAUGACAGAUGGAAUGCAACUCUUCGAUCGUAUAAGCACAGCAGGUUACAGCAUCCCUGAACUGCUGACCAGACUUGUGCAUAUUGAAAGGAUGGAUGCUGUAGAAGCCUUGUGUAUGGAUGUUUUAGAGUGCACGCAAUGUGCACCAAUAGCUAAUCCUGCUAUCUUACCCAAAUGUGCAAAUGUGUAGUCAGCAUCUUGUCAUAAAUACCAUGAAGUAUUGUUUGUGGGUCCAGAAUAUGUAAUCUGUUAGUGCUUACUCAGCGUUCCAGGUCCAAUGAGGCAAAACACAAUAGUGAAACUCUAAAAAGAGGCUCUGUACUCAAGCUUCUUAAUUUUAAUUCAGGAUUUUGACUGUCAUGCUUCGUGUUAUUCUGUUCUCAGCACACAUUUUAUUCUAUUCUCAGGAGACAUCAUACUAAGGGACAGAUUUAAAAGACCAGCAGUAAUUUGAACAAGUUAGCUUUAGAAUACCAAAAUUGCAGACUUACGCCUAUUCAUUUUGUACUGCAAUAAACAUGAAACACAUGAAAAAUAAACAGAAGCAUGCUGACAUACAAAAACCACUGACACAUCAAACAUCCUGAACCUUGUCCUAGAUUGUUCUCAGAUAAAGGGUCAUCUAAUAAGUGGGGGGCUUUCAAAAAUGUGAUUACGAGAGUUCAGAGUCAUUAUGUUGCUGUUAGAGUAAAAGGUAAGGCUUGUAGGAUUAGAGAACAAUGGGUGAAUAAAGAUAUUGAGGUUCUAGCUAAGAAUAAAAGAGAAUCAUAUAUUAGAUAUAAACAACUGGGUUCAAAUGAGUCUCUUGAAGAGUGCAAAGAAUGUAGGGGCAUUCAUAAGAGGGAAAUCAGGAAGGCAAAGAGAGGAUAUGAGAUAGCCUUGACAAAAAGAUGAAGGUUAAUCCAAAACGAUUCUACAAAUACAUUAAGAGAGAUUAGGAUCCCUUAAAGAUCAAAGAAGUCAUCUUUGUGUUGAACCUCAGGAGAUGGGAAAGAUAUUAAAUGAAUAUUCUGCAUCAGCUUUUAAUGGGGAGAAAGGAAUGGGGGUUAGAGAACUUAGGGAAAUAAAUACUGAUGCUUUGAAAACAGUUCACAUUACAGAAGAGGAAGUGCUGGAGGUCUUAGAAAACAUAAAGGUGGAUAAAUCUCUGGGACCUGAUCUAGUGUAUCCCAGAACUUUGUGGGAAUUUAGGGUAGAAAUUGAAGGGUUCCUUGCAGAAAUAUUUGUAUCAUCUGUAAACACGGGUGAGGUGCCGAAUGACUGGAGAGUGGCCACUAUUGUGCCUUUGUUGAAGGGAUAUAAGGAGGAACCUGGGAACUAUAGACCUGUGAGUCUGACUUCAGUGGUGGGUAAGUUGUUGGAAGUGAUUCUGAAAGAUAGGAUUUAUAUGCAUUUUGAGAGGCAAGGAAUGGUUAGGAAUAGUCAUCAUGGUUUUGUGCGAGGGAAAUCAAGUGAUUGAGUUUUUUGAGGAAGUAACCAAGAAGAUUGAGGAGGGCAGAGUGGUAGACUUUGUUUACUUGCACUUUAGUAAGGUUCUGCAUGGUAAUUCACAAAGUUAGCUCACAUAGGAUUCAGGGUGAGCUUGCCAAUUGGUUAUAAAAUUGGCUUAAUGGCAGGAGAUAGAGAGUGAUGGUAGAGGAUUUUUUCACCUGGUUACAGUGUUCCACAGGGAUCGGUGCUGGGUCCACUUUUGUUUGUCAUUUAUAUAAAAGAUUUAGAUAAGAGUAUAGAAUAUAUGGUUAGUA
Molecule: messenger RNA, 3097 nt
Organism: Rhincodon typus (whale shark)
Lineage: Eukaryota; Metazoa; Chordata; Chondrichthyes; Orectolobiformes; Rhincodontidae
Gene: edar
Product: ectodysplasin A receptor
Exons: 12
Coding region: 178-1542 (454 amino acids)
Biological process (GO): positive regulation of canonical NF-kappaB signal transduction; positive regulation of JNK cascade
Cellular component (GO): plasma membrane
Molecular function (GO): signaling receptor activity
Source: RefSeq, a predicted model, not a curated record